AUGCGCCCAUUGCUUCGUUUUUUGUAUAUCGGCUUCGCUGUCGCAGAGAACGGGUUGGACGGGUGGCUGCGGUAUGCCGCGCUGCCAAGCGACAUUCAAAAGAGCCAUGCAACCCCCUCGACCAUUGUGGUUCUGAACAGCUCUGAGACAAGUCCCGUAUACACAGCCGGGAAAGAAUUGCAAAAGGGUAUUCAUGGGAUUCUCGGCCAUGAAUUGGAGGUCACCGGUACAACGAACAAUACCAACGCCAGCAUUCUUGUCGGCACUACCGAGUCGUUCUCCUCGGUCGGUGGAAAUACGACCGAGGUACCCCAUCUCAAAGACGAUGGGUUCUGGCUUAGCAUAGAGAACGCCAACGUCUACAUCCUCGGCCAAAACGAGCGCGGCGCUCUGUACGGCACCUUCGAGUAUCUCUCCAUGUUAGCCCAGCGCAAUUUCUCCCAAGUGGCCUACGCCACCAGCCCGAGCGCCCCGAUCCGGUGGGUAAACGAAUGGGACAACUUGGACGGCAGUAUAGAGCGAGGCUUCGCGGGCCCAUCCAUCUUCUUCCAGAAUGGAGGCGUUGUGGAUGACCUGGCCCGAGUCUCGCAGUAUGCCCGACUCCUGGCUUCGAUUCGCGUAAACGGCAUCAUCGUGAACAAUGUCAACGCUAACUUCAACCUGCUCAACGCGUCUAACAUGGCGGGUCUAGGCCGCGUCGCCAAUGCCAUGCGGCCGUAUGGAGUGUGCAUCGGCAUCUCACUUAAUUUCGACUCGCCGCGGAACCUGAGCAGUCUGAUGACAACGGACGAGUUAUAUGAGCACGUACCCGAUCUAGCUGGGUUCCUCGUCAAAGCCAACUCGGAGGACCAGCCCGGACCGCUUACGUACAACCGCACUCUAGCAGAUGGGGCUAACCUCUUUGCCCGUGCCUUGAAACCCCAUGGGAAUGGCAUCGUUAUGUUGUUCCGUGCGUUUGUGUACGACCACCAUCUCAACGAGUCGAAUUGGAAGAAUGACCGGGCGAAUCAUGCUGUUGACUUCUUUGGGCAUCUUGACGGCCAGUUCGACGAUAACGUGUUUAUUCAGAUCAAAUACGGGCCUAUCGACUUUCAAGUUCGGGAACCGCCCUCACCGCUGUUCGCCAAUUUGCUCGGGACGAAUACGGCGAUCGAGUUGCAGGUAACGCAGGAGUAUCUGGGACAGCAGAGCCACCUUGUUUACUUGCCGCCGCUGUGGAAGACUAUCCUCGAUUACGAUCUUCGCAUCGAUGGGGAGCCGUCCGUCAUGCGUGAUAUUUUGUCAGGGGGGCGACUGAAUAGAUCGCUGAGUGGCUAUGCAGCUGUUGUUAAUGUUGGCACUAAUACCACUUGGCUCGGCAGUCAUCUGGCCAUGUCCAAUUUGUAUGCAUACGGUCGCCUUGCUUGGAAUCCGUCGGACGACGAGGUAGCUGUAUUGCAAGACUGGACACGACUCACCUUUGGCGCUGGCAAGACCAUCGUCGACACCAUAACAAUGGAGUCCUGGCCAGCAUAUGAGAACUACACCGGUAAUCUCGGUAUUCAGACCUUAACGGACAUCUUGUAUACUCAUUUCGGGCCAAAUCCAGCAUCGCAAGAUGACAACAGCUGGGGCCAGUGGACUCGCGCCGAUGCAGAUACGAUUGGUAUGGACCGGACGGUAUCAAACGGCACCGGAUUCUUCAGCCAGUAUCCCGCCCAGGUCACCGCCAUGUAUGAAGAUAUCAACACGACCCCCAACGAGCUGCUAUUGUGGUUCCACCAUGUGCCAUAUACGCAACAGUUGAAAUCCGGUAAAACCGUCAUCCAACAUUUCUACGAUGCCCACUACGCCGGAGCGGCGACGGCCCAGAUGUUUCCCACGCAAUGGGCAGCGUUGGAAGGCCUGGUUGACCACGAGAGGUUCGAAGAGGUCAUGUUUCGCUUGGAGUAUCAGGCAGGCCGUGCCAUUGUCUGGCGCGAUGCCAUCAAUGAGUUCUAUUGGAGCAAAUCGGGCAUCGAAGACGGGGCAGGUCGAGUGGGCAAGCAUCCGUGGCGUGUCAAGGCGGAGAAAAUGAAGAUGAGCGGGUAUAAGGCUGUGCCUGUGACGCCCUUUGAAACGGCCUCGGGUCGCACUGCCAUCGUGACGACAUCCAGCGAUGCAGCGGGGACGGUGGAGGUCGAGCUUGGUUAUCCUUCUGGCACGUACGACAUCGCGGUUAAUUACUACGACAUCAUCGGCGGCCGAUCUAGGUAUGAGCUUCUGCUCGCGAAUAACACGAUCGGGCGAUGGGAGGGUGAUCUUGAGGACAUACUGGGGCAUACGUUUUCGUCGUUUCUUGAUGGGCAUGCGGCAACAAGGGUGAGCUUCAGGGACGUAAAUAUAAUUAAGGGUGACAUCCUGAAGAUUGUCGGACAGCCUGAUGGCUUCGAGUUGGCACCGCUGGAUUACGUUGCUGUGCUACCGCAGGGUGUCAUUGACUAG
This is a messenger RNA of Pseudomassariella vexata, 2463 nucleotides long. Its product is annotated as glycoside hydrolase superfamily. The coding region runs from base 1 to 2463 and encodes 820 amino acids. Gene Ontology annotation, cellular component: extracellular region. Gene Ontology annotation, molecular function: alpha-glucuronidase activity. The transcript is spliced from 2 exons. Gene Ontology annotation, biological process: xylan catabolic process. NCBI's taxonomy places the organism in Eukaryota, Fungi, Ascomycota, Sordariomycetes, Amphisphaeriales, Pseudomassariaceae. The record is from RefSeq and is a predicted model, not a curated record.